AUGGGGCCGCCGCCCGCCGGGGUCGCCUCCGCCAGGGGCUGCGGGGUGGCCCGCUGGCUCGCGUGGUGCUUCCUGCUGGCUCUGAGUCCGCGCCCCGGCUCCCGCGGAGCCGAGGCGGUGUGGACCGCGUACCUGAACGUGUCCUGGCGGGCGCCGCACACCGGAGUGAACCGCACCGUGUGGGAACUGAGCGAGGAGGGCGUGUACGGCCAGGAUUCGCCUUUGGAGCCGGUGGCCGGGGUCCUCGUCCCUCCGGACGGGCCCGGUGCGCUGAACGCCUGUAACCCGCACACCAAUUUCACAGUCCCGGGCAGCUCCGUGCAGGUCUCCUGGCUGGCCCUCAUCCAGCGCGGCGGGGGCUGCACCUUCGCAGACAAGAUCCAUCUGGCUUACGAGAGAGGGGCGUCGGGAGCCGUCAUCUUUAACUUCCCGGGGACCCGCAAUGAGGUCAUCCCCAUGUCUCACCCGGGUGCUGGAGACAUUGUUGCAAUCAUGAUUGGCAAUCUGAAAGGCACAAAAAUUCUACAGUCUAUUCAAAAUGGCAUUCAAGUAACAAUGGUCAUCGAAGUAGGGAAGAAACAUGGCCCUUGGGUGAAUCACUAUUCAAUUUUCUUCGUUUCUGUGUCCUUCUUUAUUAUUACGGCAGCAACUGUGGGCUAUUUUAUCUUUUAUUCUGCUCGGAGAUUGCGGAAUGCAAGAGCUCAAAGCAGGAAGCAGAGACAAUUAAAGGCAGAUGCUAAAAAAGCUAUUGGAAGGCUUCAACUACGUACACUGAAACAAGGAGACAAGUUCUUCAUUAGCCAUAUUUUCCAUAAGACAUGUGUUGACCCAUGGCUGCUAGAACACAGGACUUGCCCUAUGUGCAAAUGUGACAUACUUAAAGCUUUGGGAAUUGAGGUGGAUGUUGAAGAUGGGUCAGUGUCUUUACAAGCCCCUGCGUCCAAUGAAACAUCCAAUAGUGCCUCUCCUCAUGAAGAGGAUAGUCGCAGUGAGACUGCAUCGUCUGGAUAUGCUUCAGUUCAGGGAGCUGAUGAACCACCUUUGGAGGAACACGUGCAGUCAGCAAAUGAAAAUCUACAGCUGGUAAACCAUGAAGCAAGUUCUGUAGCAGUGGAUGUUGUUCCUCAUGUUGAUAACCCAACCUUUGAAGAAGAUGAAACUCCUAAUCAAGAGACCGCUGUCAGAGAAAUUAAAUCAUAAAUCUGUGUCAAUAGAAAACUUAAAUAUUUAGUAAUAACAGAAUGCCAAUCAGGGCCUAGUUUACUAUUAAUGAACUGGAUAAACUUAAUAAAAUAAGAAUGACACUGAAAGUGCUGAGAUGACUAAUAUUAUGCUAUAGUUAAAUGGCUUAAAAUAUUUAACCUAUUAACUUUUUUCCACAAACUCAUUAUGAUGUUUUUCAUAGGCAAGUUUCCUCUCAGUAGUGAUAGCAACAUUUUUAAACAUUCAAAAUUGUCUUCAAGUAGUCAUAUUUUUCAUUUAUAAGAAUUUUCUUAUAAAAACAUGUUGCUUUUCAAACGUGGAGUAACUGUAAUCACUUUAUUUUAUGAUAAUAUCUUAAUUAAAAAUACUACUACUUUAGCUUGGGCUAUAUGUGUCAGGGUUUUUCUCCAGGUGCUUAUAUUGAUCUGGAAAUGUAAUGUACAAAGCAAUGCAAACUUAGACUAGUAUUUCAUGAAAUGUCUAUUUAAAUGUCUACAUUAAGUUGAUAGAACAAGAUUAAAGCAAAAUAUUAAUUUUAACUCUUCUUUUAAAGUUAGGCUAAAUGUACUUCAUGUAAGUGUUGAGCAUAUUUUAUCAGAGAAUCUGGACUGGACUGGAUUGAUUGGUAUGUUAGUGACACCAAUUUGGCACAAGAUUAUAGACAAAAAAUUUUCUUAUGAAAAUGCUAUGUAAUACUUCUCAAACUUGUAGGAUUUUCAAAAGCAGAGUAUGUAAAUUACCAUACUAUUUGAAAAUGAUAAGUUACACAAAAACUCAUAAUUGACCUUUGUGUAUGAAUGAAUCUACAGAAAUGAAUCUGUAGAAAAUGCUUUCCAAACAAUUUUGAAAAUUGAGUUUACAUUUUACCUAAAUGGGCUAAAAUUACACUAGAUAAGUUAAAAUGCUGUCCAUGUAGCUAUAAAUUUCGUGAAUGCAUUUUCUUGGUGUUCAAAAAAGAAUCAGGGGGUGGGGAGAAUUCCAGGUGCCUUAAUAUAAAGUUUGAAGCUUCAUUCACCAAAGUUAAAUAGAGCUACUUAAAAAAAAAAGCACUUUAUUUGUAUUCUAUGUGGCUUAUCUUUGGUUUUAGAAUUAUGUUUCCAGUGCAAAUUCCAGCAGAAUUUAGGCAAAAGCAGAAUAGACAUAUUUUGUUUGCUGAGUGUAGAAUGGAUGAAACCAUUGCAUUCUUGUACAAUGAUUUGAAAUGCUGUAAAUAUGUUCCAAUUUGUAUUGAUUCUCUUUAAAUAUAAAAUGUAAAUAAAAUAUUCCAGUAAAAUGUUGUGUCUGGUGUUUAGCUAUCUUGUACUAACUUUUCACAUAUGCUUGGAUUUGGGAUGAAAAAUGGUUGGAUGUAAAUGGUCCUUGAUAUCUUUGAUCAAUAAAAACAAACUUCA
Molecule: messenger RNA, 2594 nt
Organism: Talpa occidentalis (Iberian mole)
Lineage: Eukaryota; Metazoa; Chordata; Mammalia; Eulipotyphla; Talpidae
Gene: RNF128
Product: ring finger protein 128
Source: RefSeq, a predicted model, not a curated record